AUGUGGGCCUUGGUGGAAGGAGUAGCGGACACCAGUCUGGGAGAGCUACAACAGGCUUUGGAGUCGGAAAACCCUACGACAGUGUGGACCGCAGUGAGGCGCCUUCGGGAACGUGCAAUUGCACUGCAUGUGGCCUGUGGGUAUUUCCUGGGUGCUCAUGGUGGGGCUCGAGCGUUGGCGGAAGGCCGGCGUAAACAGCUGGACUACGAUAAUAAAGUCCAUCUGAAUGAGCGUAUAGGGGAGGAAAUGGUACCGUUGAGGCUGUGGACCAGGGGCCAAGCCAGAGACCAGCAGUGGAAUGUACGAGAUGCUGCUACGGUACUUAUGGGAGGUGAUAGGAACUUCCUACCAGAGUUGACGGCUGAUCUAGUGGGUAGCAUAGGGAAACCCUAUGUGGUGUCAUCUUCCUUAACGAUGAAUCCAGAGGCGCGGAGCCAAGCCCAGGAGUACCUUCAUCACCAGCUGAGCCUAUAUAACGUACAAGCUAGACUCCCGGAAGGGGCGCUAUUCUCGGUAGACUCUCAUACUGACACCAUACUGCUGGCCUCUCGCACUGGUGGGUUCUCGGUUCGGGCUAUUUACGAUUUGUCCUCUUGGACGAUAUUGGACGUACGUGUACAUCGGAAAAGAAGGACGGCAUGUCGCAUCGUACUGCAGGCGGUGAUGGAUCAGCUGGUUCGGGAGAAAAGCGAUGAAAAUGGCCUUAGCGUGAUGUACACGUGUGUGGCUAGGAUGGCCGCUCAGUUGCAGUUGAGGAGUCUCCUUCAGCAGGCAAGGGAUCUGAUGAGCUCCUCACCGGAAGGGCCAAUAUGGGGUGUGGAAAAGGUUGGGGACGAUUCGACCGAGAUGGAGAAUUUCGUAAAGAGGAUGGAAGUGAAGCUGUGCCCGGGCGCGGUGGUGACCACGAGCCAGGCGGGGAAGUGGUCCCCAAUGAUAGUAUGGUCCGCAGGAGACUCCGGGGUCAAGGCGAGCCUCAUGGGGGACUGGCUCUGUCCGGACCAACUAGAG
Molecule: messenger RNA, 1008 nt
Organism: Perkinsus marinus ATCC 50983
Lineage: Eukaryota; Perkinsozoa; Perkinsida; Perkinsidae
Exons: 1
Source: RefSeq, a predicted model, not a curated record